AUCGCCGGAUGUUGACGGUCGUCUCCCUGCAAACCAGUCCAGGAAGUUUAGUGUGUGCAGCAGUCUGCAGGACGUAGAGGAGCUGAAGAAAUGGUGCGCUUACACGUGAAACACGGCGACGAGAGCCAGUUUCUGUUUGAUACGACUGUUCACGUUUCUGUAGAGGAGCUGGUGAAGCAGGUGGCCUCCGUAUACAAUGGACGACUGAAAGUCAGUAGGAUCUGUUCAGAGAUGGAGGAAUUGGCGGAACACGGCAUCACACUGCCCCCCAACAUGCAGGGGUUAACGGACGAGCAGAUCGAGGAGCUGAAGCUGAAGGAUGAAUGGGAAGCAAAAUGUGUGCCCAGCGGAGGGAGCGUCUUCAAGAAGGAUGAGAUUGGCAGGCGGAAUGGGCAUGCACCAAAUGAGAAUAUGACGAAGGUUUUGCAGAAAACAAUGGAAGAAGCCAAAGCUUUAAUAUCUAAGAAACAAGCAGAAGCUAAUGUUUGUCUCACAAUGGAGAUGGUAAAAGAUGCCUUGGAUCAGCUGAGAGGCGCUGUCAUGAUUGUAUAUCCUAUGGGAUUACCACCACACGACCCCAUCCGGAUGGAGUUUGAAAACAAUGAGGACCUCUCAGGAACUCAGGCUGGACAAAUGGUCAUUGCAGAACCUGAUGCCCAGUUGUGGUGGGCCGGGAAGGAGAUGCUUAGGAAAAAAAAACUUGUAGACUACACUGGCAAAAAUGAGAAGACAAAAAUUAUUGUGAAGAUACAAAAGAGAGGACAAGGAGCCCCAGCCCGGGAACCUGUAAUAUCUGAGGAGGAGCAGAGGAAGAUGAUGAUGCAUUACCACAGGCGCCAGGAGGAACUUAAGAAGCUUGAGGAGGAUGAGGAUAUUUCGUACUUGAACACAGAUUGGGCAGACAACAGCUCCUUGAAAAGGCAGUUCCAAGGUGUAAAAGACAUUAAAUGGAGACCAAGAUGAAGACGUCUUAAGCUACUUUCACACUGGCGUUUUGGUUUCCGUUUGUGAGAUCCGUUCAGGGCUCUCACACGCGGUCCAAAACGGAUCAGUUUUGCCCUAAUGCAUUCUGAAUGGAAAAGGAUCC
Molecule: messenger RNA, 1087 nt
Organism: Bufo bufo (common toad)
Lineage: Eukaryota; Metazoa; Chordata; Amphibia; Anura; Bufonidae
Gene: CFAP298
Product: cilia and flagella associated protein 298
Exons: 8
Coding region: 91-963 (290 amino acids)
Biological process (GO): regulation of cilium movement
Source: RefSeq, a predicted model, not a curated record